CCUAAAUCCUGAAUGUGGGUGCAAACCACUCUUUUUAGGUACCUAGUAGCUACCUAGUGUUUUCAGCUGCAUGCAUAACCUCAAUCUCAACAUAGCCUAACAUACCUACCUACUAGCUAAACUUUGUGUGUCAACUAGCUAACACUACUAGCUAGUAUAGGUACUAGCAAUCUCCAGAAAAUUUAGGUGGGUGAAAUGGCCGAACCACAGGCUAAAAGACUUUGUAGUGGUAGUGAGAAGAAGUUACAUUCUUUGAAAAAACACAAUAUUAAUCCACGUGAAAUUAGAAGAGCUCUCUUCUGUGAUGUGAAAGAGCCUUUAGUAUUCCAUGGGUACAUUAUGCCACUGGAAGUGUCAGAUGAAAGGAAUUCCCCUUGGAAGUGUCUGGAGUGGGAUGCAAAAGCAUGGGGGAAGCUGUUUGAAGACAAGGAUCUUCAUUUCCGAAUAGGUACAAGAAUAAACUUUGAUACAGUGCUCUCAGCUCCACAGUGGGAAACUACUUGUUUAAAGGGUACCAUGUCAUUUGAAAAGUUUCUUAGAUGGUCAGAUGGCUUUACAGAUUGUCAUACUGCCUGUGGUCAAGAAGUGAAUUCUGAUAGUCACUGGGCUUAUUUUGAUUACUUUUAUAUGAAGGACCUAGAGCACCAGGAUGAAAUGAAAGACUUUAUAGAUUGGGGAAUGUUUGGGUUUCCUGGAAGGGGUAUCCAAGACAGCACAUUGUGGAUAGGCACAGCUGGAGCAAAUACUCCGUGCCAUAUAGAUACUUAUGGUUGUAAUCUUGUUGCCCAGGUUCAUGGGAAGAAGCGUUGGAUUUUGUUUCCAAAAACUCAGUCCCAGUAUUUAUCUCCUACACGCAUACCAUAUGAGGAGUCCAGUAUAUACAGUCAGGUUGGCUUUCCUCAUCCUUGUCUUAUCACGCAUCCUGAAUUGUGUUCAACUACACCAUAUGUUAUCACACUGGAGCCAGGAGAUGUAUUGUUUGUACCAAAUCAGUGGUGGCACUUUGUUGAAAAUCUUGAAUUUUCAAUAAGUAUAAACACAUGGUUAGAGUUGCCAUCUGAUCAUGAAGAGCGUGUAAAAGAAGCACUUGUGAUGUAUCAAGUUGGAAGUCUUUGUCAUGGGGUUGAGUCAGUGGAUUAUGUGAGUUCUGUAUUAAACCCUAACAUGAUAAAUGUUGCUACUAUGACCUCAUCAGAUCUUUUAAAGUUAUUGGCUUCUAAAGUUUUCCAAGAAGCUGAUAGUCUAGAGCAGACAGAUGCCAGUGAUGACUUUGAGUGUUCAGAUAAUGUAAAGUAUUCUGUUAUAUCUAGUAAAAAGAUGUUAUUCGAUAAAAGUACAAGCAGUUCUGCAAGCUCAAGCAGUGAUACAAACCACCAUUUAUUUACACUGAACUGGAGUAACUUAGCUUGGUGCAUAGACCAUGGUGUUGAAAAAGUUCCUAAGCUAUCAUUUGAGGCUUAUAUUUCUUCUGUUUUAGGGAGCGAUAUCAAAAGUGAAUAUGAGAAAUCUGUAACUUGGUUAAAAAAUGAGAAAAACUUAAAACCUCCAAUGAAACAGAAUGAAAAUCAUGAAGAUGGAAAUGUCAGCUUAAAUCAUCUUAAGAUUUUGGUAGAUAGUUUAAGUGAUGGCAGAGUGAUAGACCUUAUAAAGAAGGUUAUUGAUGAGAAAUUGCAAAAGAAAUAGUUUUGAACCAUACAUUUUUAAUUUUGAGAAUUUUAUAGUUUUUAUCCCUGGUGAUAUGCUUAUUGUAUUAUUUAUGACUUAUUUUUCAAAUACAGUUAAUAAUGUCAAUAAUUUUUAGAGUUGAGCUUUAUUAAAUAUACCUUUUAUUUUUAUGA
Messenger RNA from Macrobrachium nipponense, 1838 nucleotides. RefSeq names its product HSPB1-associated protein 1-like (gene HSPBAP1). The record is from RefSeq and is a predicted model, not a curated record. Gene Ontology annotation, molecular function: 2-oxoglutarate-dependent dioxygenase activity. Bases 196 to 1683 code for a protein of 495 amino acids. The transcript is spliced from 2 exons. NCBI's taxonomy places the organism in Eukaryota, Metazoa, Arthropoda, Malacostraca, Decapoda, Palaemonidae.